Molecule: messenger RNA, 1302 nt
Organism: Corylus avellana
Lineage: Eukaryota; Viridiplantae; Streptophyta; Magnoliopsida; Fagales; Betulaceae
Source: RefSeq, a predicted model, not a curated record
GCUUUGAAGCUUCUCCCACUGCCGGCUUUAAUGGCUGCCUCCUUUAUCUUCUUCCUCACCAUCUUACUAUGCUUCUUUCAUGGCGGAUCAUCGUCCGAGCCAUGGCUGAACGAGGAAGACGACGAAGUGAUCGUGGUGGAAAGCCGCCAUGACUCACGAACAAGAUGUGACUUUUCCGUUGGCAAAUGGGUUUAUGAUCAAACUUAUCCUCUCUACGACUCAAACUGCCCAUAUCUUAGCACAGCCGUCACUUGCCAGAAAAAUGGGCGACCGGAUUCUGAUUACGAGAAGUGGAAGUGGAAGCCUCAAGGUUGUUCUAUUCCAAGGUUUGAUGCAUUGGGUUUUCUUGGAAGGAUGAGAAGGAAAAGAAUAAUGCUUGUAGGCGAUUCUAUAAUGAGGAAUCAAUGGGAGUCUCUUGUCUGCUUAGUGCAAGGAGUCAUUCCAACAGCUCGAAAGAGGGUGACCUAUAAUGGUGUUUCCAUGGCCUUCCAUGCUAUGGAUUUCGAGACAUCAAUAGAGUUUUCUUGGGCACCACUUCUUGUGGAGUUGAAGAAAGGAGAUGACAACAAGAGAAUCCUGCAUUUGGAUCAGAUCGAAGAGAAUGCAAAGUAUUGGAGAGGUGUUGACAUCCUUGUGUUUGAUUCUGCCCACUGGUGGACUCAUUCUGAUCAAUGGAGUUCGUGGGACUAUCUAAUGGAGGGAAAUAGUAUAUAUAAAAGCAUGAAUCCAAUGGUUGCAUACGAGAAAGGACUCACAACAUGGGCUAAAUGGGUUGAUUUAAAUGUAGACCCUCGCAAAACCCAAGUCAUUUUCCGCAGCAUGUCACCUCGACAUAACAGAGAAAAUGGAUGGAAAUGCUAUAACCAACACCAGCCUCUGGCUUUCUUUAGCCACCAACAUGUUCCAGAACAAUUGCUUGUGUUGCAAGGGGUGUUGAGAAGGAUGAGAUUUCCAGUGUAUCUGCAAGAUAUUACCACCAUGACUGCUCUUCGAAGAGAUGGGCAUCCUUCUGUGUACAGAAGGGCAAUGGACCAAAAAGAGAAGCAGCAUCCAAAGGACUUUUCCUCUGACUGCAGCCAUUGGUGCCUCCCUGGGGUCCCUGAUCUCUGGAAUGAGAUGCUGAGUGCCUUGCUCAAAGAAUGAUAUACUUUUGUGUGAGAAAUUAGGUCAAGUUUUAAUCAUUCUACUCUAUGUGAUGUUGUGUGAUGGUGUUGUGAGAUGGAUAAUGCUAUAUUUGUCUCCAUUAAUGUGACUCUAACUCCCAUAUUAAAAUACCAAAAGUUAGUCUAUAGCCAAUCUAUA